AUGAAGAAGGCCUUUGAUAUCAUCCAAGAUACCUGCCGCAACGUUACCAGUCUAGCGCAGGAGAAUAUCAUCUGGAUGGCGCUUGAGUCGAAUAGUCCCGAGCUGGAGGUGUGGAAGGGGCUUUGUGAGGAAGUUCUGAGGUUGUUGAGUGGGAGGUGGGGGGUUGCUGGUGUUUAUCUGGAGUUGCUGAAGGUUAGCAAGGCGAGGGAUGAUGAAUGA
This is a messenger RNA of Aspergillus mulundensis, 219 nucleotides long. RefSeq lists its product as uncharacterized. Lineage: Eukaryota; Fungi; Ascomycota; Eurotiomycetes; Eurotiales; Aspergillaceae. The transcript has 3 exons. The record is from RefSeq and is a predicted model, not a curated record. Bases 1 to 219 code for a protein of 72 amino acids.